AAUCCUUUCCAAACUGUGGUAAAAGAACUUUCCUGGUUAACCGGUAGAACAUUGAAGACAAACCCCUUGGUCAGGUUCAAGAACAUAAAAGCCCUCGAGUGGUAUUUGAAGUAAGCGACUUCAAACCCGCCCACGUGAGAAAAGCUUCCGCACAAGGAACUGCCUUUGUGUGCAGCUGUUAGUGAACGAAAGGAAUAUUAAAGUAGCUGACAAAGCUGAGAUCCCUGCUAAAGCAAGGAAACUACUGUAGUACCGCAACCUUCGGCAGUAAAAUGAAUCGUGCACUUUUCGGAAGCUUGGUAGCCAUCUCCGCCACGGAUAGCAGCCGUGGUGUGAGCAGCCUUGCCGGUGCUGGAGAACCACUCGAGCCGGUCGUCGUCGUUGGAAGGCGCAACAGUUUGCCACCGGCACCGCCAAUUUUCAAGCCUAUCGUUCCGUCGAAGCUGAACGCUUUGGCGACGCGCAACGGUGGCCAGCUGCAUCUUCAUACACAGAACGGCAACGGCAUGACAAACGAUCGUCCUAUUGAACUGUCGAAGCGAACCACCGAAGCGAGGGAGUCGCUGAAAAUAGCCCAAAUUGUGUGUUUCGACGUUGAUUCGACUAUCAUCACCGAGGAAGGAAUCGAUGAGCUGGCACAGUUCUGCGGUAAAGGCAGUGAGGUGGCUGCACUCACGAAGGAAGCGAUGGGAGGUAGCAUGACGUUCCAGGAAGCGCUGAAACGCCGCCUGGACAUUAUUAAACCGUCUCAGCGACAGAUCCGCGAGUUUCUCAAGACGCACCCAUCGACCAUUUCGGCCGGCGUAAAGGAGCUCAUCGAGCAGCUGCGCAAGAACAAUGCCGAGGUGUUUCUGAUUAGCGGCGGUUUCGAUUGCCUGAUCGAACCGGUUGCGGACGCGUUGCAGAUUCCGCUGUGCAAUCUGUACGCGAACAGGCUGUUCUUUAACUACAAUGGCAGCUACGCCGGGUUCGACACGGCUCAACCCACAUCGCGAUCGGGCGGCAAGGGUGAAGCCAUCAAGAUGAUCCGCAGUGUGAUGGCCGGUGGCGCUGGAGCGGGAUCGGAAAAGGUGGUCGCAAUGAUCGGUGACGGUAUAACUGAUUUGGAGGCCUGUCCACCAGCGAACAUGUUCAUUGGCUAUGGUGGUAACGCCGUCCGGGAAGAAGUGCAGAAACGUGCGACCUACUACGUGACCAACUUUGCCGAUCUACUCUGGUGAUCGUACAACGAGUGUCCUACUUUUUCGCUGGAUUAAUUCCCAUCACAAUUCAUUCUUGUUUCACUAGCGUUAGAAAUAUUCGCUACUCGUCUUUGCUGUAAAUAGUUAAUUUGCUAGUGUUAAGAAUUAUUAUAAAUUAUAAGCAGUGUUAAGCUGAGUUAUUGUAGCACGUUUAUCUAUAGUUAGUAUUGUUUGUUUGCUAUCAACAAUAAUAAUAACAUUGUAUAAAGGAACCUUAAUACCGAGGCU
Molecule: messenger RNA, 1469 nt
Organism: Anopheles moucheti
Lineage: Eukaryota; Metazoa; Arthropoda; Insecta; Diptera; Culicidae
Gene: aay
Product: phosphoserine phosphatase
Exons: 4
Coding region: 273-1220 (315 amino acids)
Biological process (GO): dephosphorylation; L-serine biosynthetic process
Cellular component (GO): cytoplasm
Molecular function (GO): L-phosphoserine phosphatase activity; magnesium ion binding
Source: RefSeq, a predicted model, not a curated record